This is a messenger RNA of Hyaloscypha bicolor E, 1492 nucleotides long. RefSeq lists its product as uncharacterized. The record is from RefSeq and is a predicted model, not a curated record. NCBI's taxonomy places the organism in Eukaryota, Fungi, Ascomycota, Leotiomycetes, Helotiales, Hyaloscyphaceae. The transcript has 2 exons. Bases 1 to 1425 code for a protein of 474 amino acids.
AUGUCGCACAAUGCAACAUCGAUCGACCAGCAUAUCUCCUCCACGCGGACCGUUUUCGACAUACUGUGGAGCUGCCUCUUCGUGAUCUUCGCCUGUACGUGGACAGUACAGCACCUCAACGUCCCGGAGCAACGGGAAGGGAAGGAUCCAGGGUGGAGAGGAGACAUCAAAUGGGGCCGGAAGAGUGUAUGGGAAAGCGCGAAAUGGAUGUGCAUCACCAUUCUUGCUCCUGAGGUGCUCGUGACGCUAAACCUUGGCCAACUGGCUCAGGCAUGGCAGGCCAUGCCCAAGUUGAAGCAAUUUGCCGAGGAGGACAAUGUACCUUGGACGUUGACACAUUCCCUGUUUGCCAAUAUGGGAGGUUUUGUAAUUCGAGAGAACGCGCCUGAACGCGCGGUCGAUUAUCUACAUACUCGCUCUAAGGCUGGUUCUGAAGUCAUGAAGGAGCAGCAGAUCACCCCUUUGGCUGAAGCUAUUCAAAUUGACGAGGUAACAUCACCUAGCAUGCAAGAGCAAGCUAACCAAGGCCGUCGAACCCAACUCAGGCUCGCCAAAUCGACGUUCCUCCUGGCUAACGAGAUUUUGGCUCUGAGGGAACAAGGCAUGAUCACCCUUCCUUAUAUUACUAGGGAAGAGAUCAUGGACAAAGGCAAGAGCGAUAUCUUUGCGCGCAUACUUGCCAUCUGCCAGACACUCUGGCUUGUGGUGCAGAUGAUUGUUCGGGCAAGCCGGCAUCUAGAAGUCUCUCAGUUGGAGAUUGGUACCGCAGCUUUCGCCAGCUGUGCAGUAACUGUAUAUGCCUUAACUUGGCACAAGCCGAAGGGUGUAGGCGUGCCCUGGACGAUAUGUUCAUAUCCAGGGAUAAUCCCCAAAGGGUUUUCAACACUCAACUUCGAGUCAGUGUAUAACAAAUGGUGGGUUCUAGAAAUUCUGAACCCCCCUCCUUCGGGGUCUAGGAGGCGAGAACUCCGAGGUUCCUCGAUUCCAAAUCACCAUCGGUACACAGGAAAAUCUUGGGAUGGUGAGCCAUGGUUCGCCGAUUCUUAUGAGGUAGUUGGAUUCGUUUUGUCCAGCACUACUUUUGGUGCAAUCCACUUCGCCGCAGUCAAAUCUUCCUUUCCAAGCCAUAUCGAAUGGGUGCUAUGGUAUAUGGCAAGCGGUAUUUGCACUGGUGUGUCAUUACUUAUAAUCUCAGCUUUCGUCGUUUCGGCGCUGUAUGCGCAUCUUCGUUACUUUUUAUCGCCUACGGCCAAUUUCGAAGAACAUUAUGUACUUGUAUUGAGAUUAACCGCCAUCUACAGCGUUUUCCCACUCUAUAUUAUUGCUCGCCUCUUUUUAAUAGUGGAGCUUUUUCGGUGCCUCUUUUUCCUUCCACCUUCCGCGUUUGUGGCUACCUGGGUUUCGAGUAUACCUCAUGUAUCUUGACAUUGCCUAGCUUUUAGUUUUAACGUCCGUAGUUAAAUAGCAAUAUUAGUGUUAAUCAAAAUCUUGG